This is a messenger RNA of Alligator mississippiensis (American alligator), 1028 nucleotides long. It is a transcript of the gene RARRES2, whose product is annotated as retinoic acid receptor responder 2. The record is from RefSeq and is a predicted model, not a curated record. NCBI's taxonomy places the organism in Eukaryota, Metazoa, Chordata, Crocodylia, Alligatoridae. Gene Ontology annotation, molecular function: signaling receptor binding. The transcript is spliced from 5 exons. Gene Ontology annotation, biological process: regulation of lipid catabolic process; inflammatory response. Bases 372 to 842 code for a protein of 156 amino acids.
GCCUGGGAGGGGAGGGUCCAUCCAGCAGCAGCACGACUCCCCAUCCAUGGGGGUUGUCAGCGUGCACGCCGAGCCCUGCCGGCUCGGGAGGGGUGUUGGGAGGGCAGGCAAGGCCUGUGCAUAGUCAUUUGGGGUGGGAGCUGGGGGAGCAUCCCCUCAGGAGAGGCUGCCAGGAUGCGGGCAUCGCCCUGAUCCCCGCACCGUCUGCGGGCUCUUCCCCAGCGCAGCGUGACCUCAGUCCCAAAUGGACGGGGCCGGAGGGGGCGGUGGCGAGCGGGAGCUAGUUAAUAGACGACCAAGAUCAACACCGGGCGUUAUCAGCGCUGUCCCGGGGCAGGCGGCUCAGUUGUGUUUCCUCGGCACCCGCAGACAUGAAGGGGGUGCUGGCUCUGGUGCUGAGCCUGGCGGCGCUGGCGGCGGCCAGCCGGUCCGCGCUGCAGGAGCAGGCGGUGGAGCUGGCGCUGGCCGAUUUCCACAGCCGCGGCCACAUCCAUUGGCUCUUCAAGGAGAAGUCGGUGGAAGGGGUGGUUGAGAGCGUGCAGUCAACGGGGACCUUCAUCCGUCUGCACCUCAACCUGGUACCCACGACCUGCAGGAAGCAGCAGGAGAGGAAGCACCACUGCAGCGUUAGACCCAACGGGAGGAAGCGCAACUGCCUGUUCUGCGUCAAGUUUGGCAGCACCAGCCCCUCGGAGGUGCUGGACAAGUACAUGCACUGCAGCGUGGAGCCGCUGGCCAAGGUGCUGUCGCCCAAGGACGAGCAGGAGUGCCAAGGGGUGGAACAGGCCGGUGAGGUGGUCUACCUCCCUGGCAGGUUCGCCUUCCUCAGCCAGCCGGACUAGCACGCUGGGACAGCACCCAUGGGGCCAGGGAGCCCCCAGCCCCCGCCAGCCAAGGAAGGAGGCUGCCAUCCAGCAGAGAUCAGGAGACUACCCCAGACCUCCCCCUGCAACGUGGGCAGCAAAGGAGCAUCCCAGCCCGCUGCUUUCCCCACUGGUCAGUGUGUCCCCAAUAAAGCCACAGCCACA